Molecule: messenger RNA, 1740 nt
Organism: Agelaius phoeniceus (red-winged blackbird)
Lineage: Eukaryota; Metazoa; Chordata; Aves; Passeriformes; Icteridae
Source: RefSeq, a predicted model, not a curated record
AAAAAAAAAAAAAAAAAGCAGGGCUUUUUAUAGCAGCAAAGUGCCUUUGUUGGGGAACUGUCUUAUCAGGAGCUUUCUGCACUCCCAGCAGUAUCAACAGUCCUCAGCGCUGCCCACACAUUUCAACAAACAUUUUUUGCUUCUGCAUGAACAGACACAAGGUUUCUGGCUCCAGCAGAAGAAAAAUGUGGGGUACUGGCAGUCUUUUUGGUGACAGAAAAGCAGAAGUGCCAGAUACACCUGAUAUUUCUGGCUCCAGCAAAGGAUAUGUGUGGCAUACACCCAGUGGUUCUGGCUCCAGCAGACAAGUGUGGUGGACAUCCAACAUUUCUGGCUCCAGAGGAAUAGAAUCAUGGCAUGUAAAAAAAGGAAAAGAGGUAUUGGAAAGAAAGUGUGAGGAUACUGAUCCCAUAAAGACAACUGCAGAAGGCAGCAGAUAUAUAUCUGACACCUCACGGCAGCCAUCAGCCUAUGGAGACCAGACUUCUAACAUGAAGGAAAUGUUUGAAAUUAUGAAAGAGAUGUACAAGAACACAAAGGAAGUAUUUGAAAUGAUGACAAAGAUGGACAACAAAAUAACAAAUUUGUCUGACACUGUUGAUACUCUAUUUCACCUUCUGGACAGUCACGUCAGAGAACUUCCUGAAAAGGUAAUUAAAAUACUGCAUAAGGAGAAUGAAGAAAAUGAGAAGCUGAAAGAGAAGAACAAAAAGCUAGAGGAAAGAAUCCAAAAGCUGUUGGCUAAAGUGAUGGCCAUGCACCAGCACUCUGAGGACAUCAAUGACCCCUCACGUUUGUCUGCUGUGCUGGAGAGAUACGAGAUUCUCCGGCUGCAGGAAUGGGAGAAAGUCAGGUGCUCCAUGCUCCACCGCUGGACCUAUGAAGAAGGCAGUGACGCCAUCAAGAAGGUGUUUGAUGCCUGUGAAAAAGAUAUACAGCAGAGAAGAGAGGACAUACUUAAAGUUCUUUACGUUCCACCUUCGAAUAAGGUGAUGAUGCACGACAUAAUGAAGCUGUUAAGGCAACACUAUCACCAAAACUGGAGGGUUUACAACCAGAUUGUUCAAGAAGCUGACAUUCACGAAAGAACUGAAAAUGAAAAACAGUUCCUGCUGCAGUGCUGCCAAAUUUAUUGUUUGCUGCUUCUUCAGGAUCCACCAGUUAAAGCUGAGUGGAGCAUAAACAGCAGGCAUGUAGAGCAUGUGGACAAGAAAGAUGUAGUGUACUGGCAAAAUGCAUCAUUUCUGUGGCCCAUAAUGAAAUGUGGGGAAGAAAUUAUUGUGAAAGGUGUAGUCUGGGACCAAAGGAAAAUGACUUGAGAGUCAGGCUAAUUACUUACUUAGCCAUAAGAUGAAACAGCUGCUAUAUAGUACUCUGCUUUUCUUUCUCCCAUGAAUUGCCUACUUUUCAGAGCUAGUAAGUUAGACAUCCCCCACUUGGGACACCUAGGAUAAAUCAUCAUUACAAACCUGUAUUAAAAAUUGAAGCUAUUCCAAUUGUCUCCUCACAAAGACCACCUGUCUGUUAGCACUCCUCUGCUUCCUCACAUCUUUACAAUUUACCUCUCCCAAAGUCCUUCAGCUACACAUGUGCCACAGCUCUGGACCGAAGAAUUCCAGAAGUUGUAUUCUGUGGCAUAAUGGGCAUGCAAUGAGGCAAAUGCAUGUUCAUGCGAUUUGGUGUGAUACAGUAUUCUGUGAGCAACUUGAGAAUUACCAAAUAAAAAAGACUUUAAAUUCU